GUCAGUCACUAGACAGUCAGUCAGUUGGCUCGGUGAAGGAAAAACUCGUUAACUUAAUUUGUGAUGAAAAUUUUCUCCAUCAACCGUUCCAUUAUCAAGAUGUGUUAAAUAUAAGAAGUUUUGUGUUAAUUACCUACUGAUUGAGAUAGUGUUCGGGUGAUUAUUAGCUGUCGAAAAGCCUCGUUUCCGUUAGACUAUGAUAAGCGAUUACUCGCUGACUUCCUCCGAUUGCGAUGAUACGACCAGUAGCUACGCCGACACGACGACGGAGGAUGACGAGGAUGAGGUUUUCUUCCGGCUGUCCGGUGGAGACCAGGACGGUAGCGACAGCCAGAAGUUGGUCACCAUCAAACAGUACGCCCAGAAUGUGGUGGAUUUUAGCUCGCAGUACGGUAGCGACACCAGCAUUUCCUACACUGCCUACAACGUAACAGGGAAGCCAUCGAAGUAUCCAGAUUAUGGUGACUUUCCGGAAACAUUCGCUUUCCGUACAUACGGUCCUUGGUGGAAGCGUGCCCCAUCGGCUGCGGGUGAAAUCAACCGGCGGAGCCAUGCUGACAAUAUUCCACCAACGGAUGAUUAUAUUCUGGCGCGAUUCGAAGAGCCCGUAUUUCCGGAAUCUAUCACGGUAUUUGAAACCUACAACACGGGUGCCAUUGUACGUAUUUGGGCCUAUACUCAAGCGGAAGAAUGGAUUCGGUUGUGGGAUUGUGCCGAAACGGCCGUUGAUUGUUUUCCACCGAUCGAGCGUAACAAGGCCCGACAAUUUUGUCCUCGACUGAAGCCCUGUCCGAAUCCUGCCCGGUACAUUCGCCUAGAGUUCAAUACUACCCAUCUGGAAUAUUUCACCCAAAUAGACGCAAUUUUACUGGUCGGACAGAAAACUGUCGUAAGCAAAUGUGUCAAUUUGAAAAUGCUUAACCGAACGGAUCGAACCAUUAAACCAACGCCGGAUGAGUUUGCGGAAGAGGAACUGCGUAGUUCGGGUAGUGACAGCAUCUGCAGUAGUCGUAGUUUGACACCCACUGAAAAUGACAGCCGGCUUACGUUGGACCAGAUGCCGUACGAGAUUCUGUUUAAAAUAUUUUCAUUUCUGGAUCUGAAAUCGCUGUUUCGAUGUGGCAGAGUUUGUCGCACCUUUCAACAGAUCGUGGCUUGUGAUUCGUUACUCUACGCCGAGGUCAGCCUCAAACCGUACUGGAAUUGUGCCUCGUCAUCGACGAUGCGUGCGCUGAAGCAAAGAUGUGCCUACACGAAAAAGUUGGACCUGUCCUGGUGCGGAAUGUUCAACAUUAUUACUCCGACUGAAUUUAAAGACUUUCUAGUAACCUGUGGUGCCGGUCUCACUCACUUGCGGAUGGAUUCGUGCAAGUUCAUAGUUAACGAGCGAUGCCUGGAAGCCAUCGGAAUGCAUUGUUUUGAAAAUCUACGGGAGCUUUCGCUUCAGAACUACACUCCACAGAAUGAUGAUUUUUCCGCUUUGGUUCACUUCCGGAAUCUCGAGCGGCUCGAUUUGAGCCGGACCACGAUUGACCGGUUGUCGUUGGUUAGGGUUUUAGCCCGAAACGAACAGUUGCGUCAUCUUAAUUUAGCAUUUUGUUCCUUGGACGUCAACAUGGAUGACGUCGCGCAGCAGAUCUCCAAGUUUAACCGUCAGUUGAUCUCACUGGACAUGUGGAAGUCUCACUCGUUGACCUCGGUUGGGUUGGAGGCACUGGCUAAGUGUACCGAACUGGAGGAAGUUGAUUUUGGCUGGUGUCUCCGGGAGGAACCAACACCCGGGGAGUCCCUUCGGGCACUAAUAAAAUGUUGUCCCAAUUUACGGAAACUUUACCUGGCAGCAAUUCGUGGCUUCACGGAUCGGGAUCUGGAUGCUAUAGCCACCAAUUGCGUAAAACUGGAACAACUAGAUUUGCUGGGUUGUAUGGGCAUUUCAACCGAGAUGUGCUACCGGUUGUUGUGUCGCUGUAAAAAACUACAACUCCUGGAUCUCAGUUUCUGUGAUAAUCUGGACGAACUGCAGAUUGCCCUGUGGCGAGAUUGCUUCGACGUGGACAUCAAGCGUAGUCUGGUUGACUUUGGACCGCAGCGGGCUGAGUUUUAAGCGAAAGGCUGUGACCGUGACCUGUGGCUUACUACCCGAUGGUUGUGAUUUUAUGCGAUCACCAUUCCAAGUAGGUACCGAAAGCUGAUAUUUAUCUUAUAUAUAUUUAAAUUAGCCAUAUUUGCGUUGAAACUCGAUUCGAGUUACGUUUACUGGAAUACAUUUGAGAUUACUCUGACUGUUUGAAAAAUUAA
Malaya genurostris is the source of this 2298-nucleotide messenger RNA. It is a transcript of the gene Fbxl4, whose product is annotated as F-box/LRR-repeat protein 4. The coding region runs from base 197 to 2104 and encodes 635 amino acids. Gene Ontology annotation, cellular component: SCF ubiquitin ligase complex. The transcript has 3 exons. Gene Ontology annotation, molecular function: protein binding. Gene Ontology annotation, biological process: SCF-dependent proteasomal ubiquitin-dependent protein catabolic process. NCBI's taxonomy places the organism in Eukaryota, Metazoa, Arthropoda, Insecta, Diptera, Culicidae. The record is from RefSeq and is a predicted model, not a curated record.